AUGACAAAGUUCAAUACUGCCUGCAAAGCCUUGCUCAUGACGUCUGCUGCAGGGCACCUUCUACAGACCACGACAGCAGCAGCGCCACCACCUAGCUUUUCUACUUCAACCAGCAACGCUCAAGCACAGCCAACCUGCAGUGGUGAUCUGACCAAAGAUCUAAUCUGGGAUAAGGAAGCAUGUCCUCAUCAGUUCAUCGGUUUCUGCAAUGCGGGUAUGCCGGGCCCAGCAGGGUGCCCAGAAGAAACCAAUUGCUUCGACUGUAAUCCCUGUCAAGAACACAACUUUGACCGGAAUGCCUGCGUGCAGAAUGAGUGCUUCUUUUGCCCCGGAGAUGGCCUCUGCUUGUCACAACCCGUAGGAGACGCCUUCUUUUCACAAUUCACAGACGACAACAAGCCCCCGAGCCUCCCAGCAUGCACGUCAGAAAGCGAUUGGGUCACCACGACAACCCCCGAACCCAACACGAGUGUAUUCAGUGAUCCGGCGUAUAACUUUCAAAAGUGGGCCUUUGACCUUUUGCAAGUUGAGCCGGUCUGGCGCCAAGGUCUCACUGGAAAGGGGGUUGUCGUCCGUGUCAAUGAUCCAGAAGGAGUGGAUGUCACGCACCCAGAGUUUGCUGGCCGUUUCUCGGUAGAGGCAUCUUGUGAAGAGUAUCUACCAUACAACAUGACCCUACAUCCUUGGGAUGGUAGGCCAGCCGACAAACAUGGGACGGCCGUGGCAUCCCUUGCCGUUGCGGGGGCAGACAACAACGAAUGUGCGGUUGGGAUCGCCCCUGGUGCAACACUGUCAGCGUGUCUCGCAUUUGCCCCUCCCGGAUCAACCACUCCUGAGGAUUUCUUCGACGACGGUAUUGCAACGACCCAUAUUUCAGUCAACUCUUGGGGUGUGGAUGCUUGUGGUGCGAAAGCUCCUCCUCUCUUAGGAGAUGAUGGAAUUGAGGUGGGACGGGGUCACAACAGCAGAUUCUCAGGCUAUGAGUGCCCAUUUGUCUUGGAUGUUGAAGAGAACCCUUGCAAUGCAUGUGCUCUUGGAGUUGACGAGGAGUGUCGGACGCAAGUCAUUGAGUACUGUGGGAAACAUAGCGAAGUCGAUGUCGCUGGGUGUUCCGAGGCUCUCGACAUAUUCCUUGAUUGCAACUUCAAUACUCUAUCAGAGAGAGGUCGAGCAACCCUCAGUCGCGGAGUUACAGAAGGGCGCGAUGGCAAAGGCAUCAUCUACGUUGUCGCAUCAGGAAACGAAUACGCAUACUAUGAAAACGUCAACUUCGAAGGAUGGCUGAAUACUCGAUUCACAAUCGUGGUUGGAGCAGUUGGGAAGGACGGACUUCACGCUAGCUAUUCUUCCACUGGCGCUGCUGUCUUCGUUAGUGGACCUGGUGGAGAUUUCGAAAACUAUAACAACAAUGUCGCGGCAUUGCCUGGUGGAGGGUGCUAUUCAACGGGUGUUGGAACUUCCUUUUCCACUCCCCAGGUAGCUGGUGCUAUUGCUCUCCUCCUCGAAGCAAACCCCAGUCUCACAUGGAGAGAUGUGCAGGGUAUCAUCGCUACAACGUCGAGCAAGACUGACCCGGAAAGCCCAACUUGGAGCACCAAUGGCGUUGGCUUGCACCACAGCGACUUUUAUGGCUUCGGCAUCAUGAACGUAGAUGCUGCAGUGAUGGCUGCCAGAGACUGGGUUAAUUUUGGAACUGAGGAACAAAUUCUUCUGGACUCUGGAAUAGUCAACAUUCCCAUCGCCGAUGACGAAUCGCUUCCUGUCAUCUCCAAAACAAAGGUAAACGGACAGGUCGGGUUCUAUACAGAGUCAGUUGUCGUCUACCUUCAACUUGAGCACGCAUCUCGCGGAAAUCUUGAAGUUGUGUUGACCAGUCCCUCUGGCAUGAAAUCGGUACUUAGCCCAGGGAAAUUCCCUGAGUCCACACAGAUGAGCAGCGAAGAACGCUGGAAGUUGAUGACCGUCAAGAACUGGGGCGAAGAUCCUACGGGUGACUGGACUCUCACGGUUACUGACAAGAAAACUGGAAGCUACACAACGCCAGGGGAGUGCGUUGAUUUCCCAUUGUCCUUGACUGUGGAUGAAUUGCCAGGCAUGGUUUUCGACUGUAGUUUGUUCAGUAUUGACAUCGAAGGAUCCAGGCUCUGUGCCGACGGGCUUGUUCUUUCUGAGGAAGUCGAUACCAUGGUCGACACCAACGGCCGUGCCCCUGCUGAGGCCUGCUGCGCUUGCGGUGGAGGUAACAUCGUGCCGACUGAAAACAAGUUGGUAUCUUGGAGUCUGGCUGUCUAUGGACAUGCGGACCGAAAUCGCAGCGCCGAAGGAAAGAUGCACCUAGCGCCUCCGGCCCCUAAAAGCAAUGAACCCACCUCUACGGCAAAAGCAAGCACACCAACAUCAGGUGCAAGCGACACCAACGGAACAUUCAUGGCCGUGGUUCUCACAGUCUGGUUUGCUUCUGUCUUGACAGCUAUGACAUUAUUUGCCUAG
Messenger RNA from Seminavis robusta, 2490 nucleotides. The record is from the annotation of a GenBank genome assembly. Lineage: Eukaryota; Bacillariophyta; Bacillariophyceae; Naviculales; Naviculaceae.